Aspergillus nidulans FGSC A4 is the source of this 216-nucleotide messenger RNA. RefSeq lists its product as uncharacterized. The record is from RefSeq and is a predicted model, not a curated record. The transcript is spliced from 3 exons. Lineage: Eukaryota; Fungi; Ascomycota; Eurotiomycetes; Eurotiales; Aspergillaceae. Bases 1 to 216 code for a protein of 71 amino acids.
AUGUUGAGGGUUACCGCCGGCGGCAACAAACUUUUAUGGAAGCCGCCUUUUCCACCCAUAUUUUCUUCAGCCAUAAGCGGUGCCAUGGAGUAUGCAAAUCUUCAGGAACUGGGAUGGGCGACGCUCACCAGCGACGACGCUAACGCCGAGUCAAAAGCAGCCGACGCAGAAGAAAAACAGGCACCGCAGUUGAUAUGGCCCGAUGACUUACCCUGA